CAAUCGCCGCACGGCAUCUGACCUGAGAUCAGCUCGCGCACCACAGACAAAGCUGCCACGGACGGCUACAGAACCGAUCCCAGAUCAUUCUUCAACCGCGAAAAGGCACCAGACAGGGAGUUUGUGUUACAAACCCAUCAUGUCUUUUGCAGAUAUACGCGUUUGAGUCAGUCAGUGUUUAAUUCGCUCAUACACACUUUCCUCUGACGUUUAGCCCAGCGCGCGUGCGCGCACUCACAUACACACACAGUCUGCUGGCGUGAUCAGGACGGCUGCCGCGAACACACACAGAAACACAGCAGCCGCAGAAGACAAUUACAUCGCAGCACUGUUGAAAAGCUAGAAGUCUACGGCCGCUACCAUGCCACUAUUUGGUAAAUCUCACAAGAACCCCACAGAAAUUGUGAAGACCCUGAAGGACAACCUCUCCAUCCUGGUCAAACAGGACAAGAAGACAGAGAAGGCUUCAGAGGAGGUGUCCAAAUGUCUGGUGGCGAUGAAGGAGAUCCUGUACGGCACUAACGAUAAGGAGCCGCACACAGAAACGGUGGCUCAACUGGCCCAAGAGCUCUACAACAGCGGCCUGCUCAUCUCACUGGUGGAAAACCUGCAGGUCAUCGACUUUGAGGGUAAAAAAGACGUUUGUCAGAUCUUCAACAACAUCCUGCGCAGGCAGAUCGGAACCCGCAGCCCAACGGUGGAAUAUUUCUGCUCUCAUCAGGAAGUUCUUUUCAUCUUACUCAAAGGGUAUGAGACCCCUCAGGUGGCACUGAAUUGUGGGAUUAUGCUGCGUGAGUGCAUCCGGCACGAACCUCUCGCCAAAAUCGUCCUCCACUCUGAACACUUUAAAGAUUUCUUCAGCUAUGUGGAGAUGUCCACAUUUGACAUCGCUUCUGAUGCAUUUGCCACCUUUAAGGACCUGCUCACGAGACACAAGGUUCUGGUGUCAGAAUUUUUAGAACAGAACUAUGAUGCGGUUUUCGAUAACUACGAGAAACUGCUUCACUCUGAGAACUACGUAACCAAGAGACAGUCAUUGAAGCUGCUGGGUGAACUGCUCCUGGACAGACACAAUUUCACAGUCAUGACACGGUACAUCAGUAAACCAGAGAACCUGAAGCUCAUGAUGAACCUCCUGAGAGACAAGAGCCCCAACAUUCAGUUUGAGGCUUUCCAUGUCUUUAAGGUGUUUGUGGCCAAUCCAAAUAAAACGCAGCCCAUCGUAGACAUUCUUUUGAAGAACCAAACGAAACUCAUCGACUUCCUUAGCAACUUUCAGAAGGAUCGCACGGACGACGAGCAGUUUAACGACGAAAAGACGUACCUCGUCAAACAAAUACGAGACCUAAAGAAACCAGCCUCCUAAACUUUAGCUAUUACAGUAUUAGGGAAAAAAAACCAACAAAAAACCCACAAAAAAAAUAUAUUAACAAUAAUAAUUCUAUUUAAAAUCUUGAAAAAUUUGUCUCUUCUUAGUUCUGAGGCUUACAAAAGAAGGUUCCUGAUCAUUGAUGUUCUGUGUUCUUAUUUGCUUUUCUUAUCUUAUCGCAAACUCUCGUGCCAUGAUAGGAUGUUUCAGAAGUAGGAAUCAGUUUGAGUUACAGGACGAACACAUCAAGACAGUGCGGAUGAGGAAGUACAGGUAAACUUUAAUUUUCACGAGUCUGGACACUCCACGCUCUCCCUGGCAUCAACAGCGCCACAAUCAGAAGAGAUUGUGUUAUUUGGAUGUUGCUGGAAAGGAGCUGAAAUUCCCAAACGAUCAAUUAUGAGCUGUUGAUUUUCUCUUGAUAUCUUGUAACUGCACUAAUCUUCAUUCUUGCAUUCCUCCUUUCCGUCUUCUUUUCUCGGGCAUCAGUAUGACUUGCAUUCGCUUUUGUUAUUUGAUUAGCCUGUGCUUUAUUCAGAACACUACAAACCUGAUCAUUUCCUCCCUGUUCUCUUUAUUCUGUUUGUGUUUUUAUAAGAAUUAUUUAGAAGGAAGAAUUCAUUUAUCAGUAUUUUAAUUAUUGUUCAUCUGAGCUGAAAAAGGAAGAGCAUGUGUGGGUCUUCGUGUACAUUUUGAGUUGCUGCCAGGCCGUUUUUCUGAUCAGACAGCAUCGCUAUUUUGUUUUAUAUAUUUUUAUUUGAUGUUUACCUAAAGCUGAUUUUACUCUUAAGGUGGUUGCCAUUUUAGAAGAAUUUUGAAAAAUCAACUUUGGCACUAAGUGAACCGGUGUAUAUUCCAACUCGUAGAUUUCAUGUAGAUCAGUGAGGUAAAUCUAUAGUGCUUUGGCAUUGCUAUUGUAUGCUCUAUACUAUAGUGCCCUUAGUGCUAUAGGAUUUGUUAACUUUAGUACAUCAUACUAAAGUACUUCUUAUACUGUCGUGCAGCUGUAGUAUUCAUUUCUAUACUAUAGUAUUCCUUUUACUGUAGUAUGUAUUUUGUGCUAUAACCCAUAAUUCACAUGUCUAUGAUGAUUUUGACAGAAGUAGAUUGUUGCAUAGCUGAAAAACAAGAUGAAAUGAGGAUUUAAACAUACAAAACAGGUGCCUUUUGUUCUUGAGUUAUUAAUUUACUCUUUUUUUUUUUUUUUAUUAUUAUUAUUAUUUGAGAAGAAAUUUUGGAAGGGGGAGCUUAAUUUCUUUUUGUUUUUAAUAUGUUCUCAUUGAGCAUAUUUAGCUUGAUUAAGCAAUGAACCUCUUUAACUCACUAUAUUUGAGUUAUGCUGUUGAAGAAAAUUCAUUAAAUUUCAUUAUUUUUUCCUCUA
Messenger RNA from Ctenopharyngodon idella (grass carp), 2750 nucleotides. RefSeq names its product calcium binding protein 39-like (gene cab39l). The coding region runs from base 362 to 1366 and encodes 334 amino acids. The record is from RefSeq and is a predicted model, not a curated record. NCBI's taxonomy places the organism in Eukaryota, Metazoa, Chordata, Actinopteri, Cypriniformes, Xenocyprididae. Gene Ontology annotation, molecular function: protein serine/threonine kinase activator activity. Gene Ontology annotation, biological process: intracellular signal transduction. The transcript is spliced from 9 exons.